Molecule: messenger RNA, 3786 nt
Organism: Nerophis ophidion (straightnose pipefish)
Lineage: Eukaryota; Metazoa; Chordata; Actinopteri; Syngnathiformes; Syngnathidae
Product: choline O-acetyltransferase-like
Exons: 15
Coding region: 159-2036 (625 amino acids)
Biological process (GO): acetylcholine biosynthetic process; neuromuscular synaptic transmission
Cellular component (GO): cytoplasm; neuron projection
Molecular function (GO): choline O-acetyltransferase activity
Source: RefSeq, a predicted model, not a curated record
CCUCCCUUCAGCAUCUUCCUCCACGCCGCCUUUUCCCGUGGAGCGUCACUAGGCAGCCCGAGACGCGGCGGGCGGGACACGUCGCCGCCGCUCCUCCUCGCUGUCCCUAACAGGGGACAUCUUCCAAGCAGGCUGUAGGCUGUUUGCCCCCGUCAGUGAUGCCGCUUCUGGAAAGAAACACCACCGGCGACCCAAAAGGGUUACCCAAGGUCCCCGUGCCCCCUCUCAAGCAAACCCUGGACACCUACCUGAGGUGUGUGCGACACCUGGUGAAGGCGGAGCAGUUCGACAAAACCAAGGCCCUGGUGGAGAAGUUUGGCGCUGCGGGCGGCGCCGGGGAGGUCCUGCAGAAGAAGCUCCUGGAGAGGAGGGAGAAGACGGAGAACUGGGUGUACGACUACUGGCUGGAGGACAUGUACCUGAACAACAGGUUGGCCCUCCCGGUCAACUCCAGUCCGGUCAUGGUGUUCCCUAAGCAGACCUUCAAGGACCGCAAGGACGCCCUCAGAUAUGGCGCUGGUCUCAUCAGAGGCGUGCUGGAGUACAAGGCCCUCAUUGAUACGCGAGCGCUCCCGGUGGAGUUCGCCCGAGGCCAGCUGGCCGGGACUCCUCUGUGCAUGGAGCAGUACGGCCGCCUGUUCACCUCCUACCGCUACCCGGGCCUGAAAACAGACACGCUAAAGGUCCAGAUGAACGCAGCCUCCUCGGCGUCGGAACACGUCAUCGUGGCGUGCAAGAACCAGUUUUUCGUGUUGGAUGUCGUGGCCAACAGCAAGCCGCUCACUGAGGAGGAGCUCUUAUCCCAACUGGAGAAAAUCACGUCAAUGGCCGGAAAGGAGAAAGAAAGAUCCCCUCCUUUCGGUAUCCUGACGUCGGAUGGGAGGACAGAGUGGGCGCAAGCCAGGGACAUCCUGACAAAAGAUCAAACCAACAGGGACUCUUUGGGACUGAUCGAGAGUUGCCUCUGUGUGCUUUGCCUGGAUGAAGCCAGUGGGAUGAAGCCCAGUGACACAAACCGAGCCCUGCUGAUGCUUCACGGUGGCGGCCGGGAGAAAAAUGGUGCAAAUCGCUGGUACGACAAGUCCAUGCAGUUUGUUGUAGGAAUGGACGGGAUAUGCGGAGUGGUGUGCGACCAUUCCCCGUUUGAGGGCGUUGUUCUGGUGCAAUGCUCAGAAUAUCUGACUAAAUACGUGGCUGGGACUCCAUCAGAGGCCGGGAAACAGGCUAGCGUCAGAAAGCUUCCUGCUCCGAGAAGACUGCUAUGGAAAUGCAACCCGCAAAUCCAGGGACUGUUCGGGGCAUCGGGAGAGCGACUCCAGAGGCUGGUGAAUAAUCUGGACAUGGAGGUUUUCAAAUUCAAAGACUACGGCAAAGAAUUCAUCAAGAAGCAGAAAAUGAGUCCGGACGCGUUUGUGCAAGUCGCCCUGCAGCUUGCAUUUUUCAAGUGCAACGGGAGGCUGGUCUCCACGUACGAGAGCGCGUCCAUCAGACGCUUCCGGAACGGCCGGGUGGAUAACAUUCGCUCGGCCACCGCCGAAGCCUUGGCCUUUGUCGAAUCCAUGACGGAUGAGAGGACCGCGUACGCCGAUUCGGAGAAAAUGAAAAGACUGAGGGAUGCCAUCAAUGCCCAGACCAACUACACCAUUGCAGCUAUAACAGGAAUGGCAAUAGACAAUCACCUCCUUGGACUACUGAAGACUUCAAAGGAGCUCAACAUGGAGUGUCCCGAGAUCUUUUGCGACGAGACCUAUCUGACCAGUAACCAGUUCAUCCUUUCGACCAGUCAGGUGCCCACCACCGUGGAAAUGUUCUGCUGCUACGGCCCGGUGGUGCCCAACGGCUACGGCGCCUGUUACAACCCGCGGCCCGACCACAUCGUCUUCUGCGUGUCCAGUUUCUGGGAGAGCACGCAGACCAGCUCGGCGGUGUUCGCCAAAGCUCUGAACGAGGGCCUGCUGGAAAUCCAGGAUCUGUGCAACGCUGCUGCGACCGAGCUGGCGCAGGGAACCGGCAAGCCUCACCGAUCAGGGACGUAAUAUGUUGAGGGGGAUCACAUGUGCAAGACCGAGAUGCAAGGCCUUACAUGUACAGUAUAUGUGACUAGAUUUGACUUGUGUUUUGUGACUCAGCAGACUCGAGAAGUCUGCUGCCUUUAGGAAACCGAAGCCAUGUCCUCGUUACGACAACUCCUCUAUCAGACUGUGGCUGACAUGAGUGAUCUCAAUGAACUCCAACAUAUAUCCACGCAGUAGCGUAGUCCAUGUAGAGCAGGCCUGGGCAAGUAUUUAGAGAAACAAAAUGUGCCUGGGGGCCGGUAUAUCUUUUUUUUAGGAACACUAAUACAAAACCUCACACUAAUGUCUGAUUGAAUGCUAAAAAAGUAAUGGAAUUGUACAUUUUUUCUAUGAAAGAUAAAACACUGAAUAUUGAUAAAAUAUGAACGUCACAUCCUCUUUCGAUCGACAUAUUUUACAAUCAAGUGAAACGCAACAAACAGUGAAAUAUGAAUGCGAAAGGUAAAAAAUAAACCCACCUACAAUCUUAUAUAUCACUAAGCUUUAGAACUUUGUUGUGAAAAAUCUCCGCCCGCCUCUGUGGAAACGCUUCCCGCCCACAAUACUUGGUGCCUCGUCUGAGCUGCUGUGUCGUAGAUGACCAAAGUAACUGAUCCCAAAGCGCAGAUUCCAACCAUUGAAGUACUUUGAAUAGUUCAAAGACUUACGGUCGCUAGAAAACAUCCCCGCACAUCAUAAUGGCAGCUUCGGUUUCCAUCUUAAAGAUCUAAAAAUAUAUAUCUGAUUUUUAGGAACUGUCAGGUUCAAACACUGAUGACAUCUAUUAAACAAGACAAAGGGCAAAGAAUCAAACAGAGACAGAAUUAAAUUUGGACUCAGAUCUGAGGAGAGACAUGGCCACUGUACUAUCUGUACAGUCCGACACCACCCUCUGCCAUUUGACUUUCUCCCACCCCCUUCGUACAGCUGCUUCCUGAGGGAAGUGGGUCGUAAACAGCGUUGCCCUCGGUCACUGAACAGUUCGAAGAGAGUUCGUCAAAUAGUUCAAAGAGAGUUCAAUAAAAUACUUCAAAGAGAGUUCGUAAAAUACUUCAAAAAGAUUGCCUCUGGAAGUUGGGAAAAUCCUGCCAUCUGUCCACUUUGAAGUCCCAGUGGAGUUUUACGAGCCUUCUUCUUGGUUGGUUUCAAAGACAGCCUUUUGUCUUCUUGUCAGAAACACAAUGUAAUACUAAGUUUUUCGUGAUAAAUUAGAAUCAAUUAUUCUAACAGGAACACUAAUUCAAAACCUUGCAAUUAAGUCUGAUUAAAUGCUAAAAAUGUUACGACAGACCAACCUAAAAAAAACGUAAUGGAAUUUUAAAUUUUUCUAUGAAGGAUAAAACACUGAAUAUUGACAAAAUAUGAUCGUCACACCCCCUUUCGAUCGACAUAUUUUACAGUCAAGUGAAACGCAACAAAAAUGCAACGACACUGAAAUAUGAACGGGAAGGGUAAAAAAUAAACCCACCUACAAUCUGAUAUAUCACUAAGUUUUAGAACUUUGUAGUGAAAAUCUCCUUCCGUGUCUGUGGAAACGCUUUCCACCCACACUGCUUGGUGCCUCGUCUGAGCUGCUGUGACCUAGAUGACCAUAGUAACUAAUUAGAUGACCAUAGUAACUAAUUAGAUGACCAUAGUAACUAAUUAGAUGACCAUAGUAACUAAUUAGAUGACCAUAGUAACUAAUUAGAUGACCAUAGUAACUAAUUAGACUACCAUAGUAACUAAUUAG